This is a messenger RNA of Uranotaenia lowii, 2005 nucleotides long. RefSeq names its product phospholipase A1-like. The coding region runs from base 70 to 1203 and encodes 377 amino acids. The transcript has 3 exons. The record is from RefSeq and is a predicted model, not a curated record. Gene Ontology annotation, biological process: lipid metabolic process. Gene Ontology annotation, molecular function: lipase activity. NCBI's taxonomy places the organism in Eukaryota, Metazoa, Arthropoda, Insecta, Diptera, Culicidae.
AAUAAAUGUUUAAAUAAAACUGCCUCCUUUUGAAAGUCCAAGUCUCAGAGUGGUUCUAGAAUUGGUGGAAUGAAGAAGUUGAUUGUGAUUGGCACUUUGUUUUUGGCGGCUUGCGUAGCGGCCAGAGAAGAACAUUUCAGUAGCAAUGAGGUGGGAAUGGAUUACGAAUUCGGUUGCGAUCGGCACUAUCUUCGAGCAAUGGAAGAACACAUCAGAAAUCCGAUUAGGCAGAAGCGUAACGUGCAGAUAGAUCCUUUAAACGCUUCCUUCCAUCUCAAUACGAGAUUGAACGUGCACGAGACUCAAGUCCUGAACAUAGGAGACAUUCAGUCGGUGAUGUCCUCCAACUUCAACGCCUCGAUUCCGACUAGGAUCAUUGUCCAUGGAUUCUGCAACUGCCGGCAUUCGGAUUUCUGUCUCACAACCAAGGAUGCGUUCCUGGAACGUGCUGAGUACAACGUGAUCACGGUAAACUGGCAAAGCGGCAAACAACUCAACGACUAUUGGAUAGCUCGAAAAAGGAUCCACCCGACGGCCGAGAAGUUGGCAAAGCUGAUCGACUUUCUGAACGAAAAGGCCGGCCUGCGGUUUGAGGAUCUGUACCUGGUGGGCCACAGUUUAGGGGCUCAUCUUUCCGGACUAACCGGGAAGGCAGUUCGGCGGGGUAAAAUCAACACGAUCAUUGCGUUGGACCCUGCAAAGCCCAUGUUUGACAUGGGCAAACCUACUGAUCGACUUGCUGAAACGGACGCAAACUACGUCGAAGUGAUUCACACCAACGGAGGAAAAUUGGGUCUAUUCGAUCCAGUGGGACAUACGGACUUCUACCCGAAUGGUGGCCAGAAGCAACCCGGUUGUUGGGGUUGGUGGUUUGGAUCUUCCUGUUCCCACGGUCGGGCUUGGGAGUUCUAUGCGGAAUCAAUAGUGUCGAUGGUGGGUUUUUGGUCGACCCGGUGUGAUAGUUUGAACCAGGUUAGUCCGGCCGGAUGUCGAAGUCCGAAGGCUAAGCUCAAGAUGGGUGGGGAGCCGAUUGUGGCGCAGAAUCGAGGAAUCCUGACGGUUGAGACGCAUGCUGAUGCUCCGUAUGCACGGGGUAAGCUGGACAUAGGGAGCAAGCGAUGGCGGUUGGAAAAAAAGAGAGCGCAGUUCUAUGCCGACAAGAAGAGAAGCAAAAAGCUGAAGAUGAUCAAUGAGAUUUAUUAGUAGUGGCGUUCUUCAAAUUGACUUUUUAAUCAAUAUUUCUUCAUGACUUUAAGAAUAGCAUUUUUUGCGUGUGCUACAGUGUUCAAGAUUAUAGUGCUAAGUAGUUCGCUCUGAAAACACAAUAUUUGUGUCGAAAAUUAUUCAGUUUUUAUCGUAAUACAACGAAAAUGAUAAGCCUAAGACAGCAGUGGAAUCAAAAUCUCGCAAAUUUCACCGAAUGUUUCUAAAAUUAUAUCGAGAUAGAGAGGCACUGAGUGAAAAAAAGUUUCAAAACCACUGAAUUAGAUACUAUCCAGUUAUGAACAACUGGACUAAAUAUAAGGGAAGCCCAUAAUAGCAUUACGUCUGGGAUUCUAAGGGCUCAAAACAUUUUUUCGCUUUAUUCAUACAUCCGUUGUUUGUAAAUUUGGAACGAACAGCUAAAUUUCAUUCAAUUCAUUACUGAUUAAAUCCAGUAAAGAUGAGAGCUUGAACCUCAAGAGCAAAUCAAUGGAUGUAGAGUUCCUAAAGCUCCAGAGUUCAGAAUCAUAUUUCAUUAUUUUAUUUUAGAAUUAACUUGUGAUUUGUAAAAAAUAAUUUUUUAACAUAAUUCACCAUGAGAAAUAAAUUUCAGAAUGAAUCACGAUAUUUCCGAAAUAGUCUUCAGAAAAAUAUAGCCGAAUUAUAAAAAAAAAUCAAAGAUUUGAAAUCAGCCAUUACUUCAUAGAAAUUUCUAUCAAAAAUUUAACUCAAAUAUUUGUUUUCUGAUCGUUUGCAAAAUUAGAAUCAUUUAAAUUUUGUUGUUAAACUUGCGCGAAUACGG